Messenger RNA from Linum trigynum, 297 nucleotides. The record is from the annotation of a GenBank genome assembly. NCBI's taxonomy places the organism in Eukaryota, Viridiplantae, Streptophyta, Magnoliopsida, Malpighiales, Linaceae.
AUGUCCCUCGUGACAAUUCAAGUCACCGAGCUCGUUGACGGAGUUUUCGUCGGGUUCUCCUUCAAUCACGCCGUCGGUGAUGGGACUUCGUUCUGGAAUUUCCUCACUGCCUUAUCCGAAACGUUUCGGGAAAAAACCCCAAUCUCCCGUCCUUCAAUGAACAAACGGUGGUUUUCUGAAGGCCACGGCCCGAUAAUCCCUCUUUCGUCAGAUCAAAUCCCUAGCCGCUACGAAUCGCCAGAGCUACUCGAGUGCUUCUUCCACUUCUCGGCCGAAUCGAUUGCUAAAAUCAAAUAA